Molecule: messenger RNA, 1639 nt
Organism: Artibeus jamaicensis (Jamaican fruit-eating bat)
Lineage: Eukaryota; Metazoa; Chordata; Mammalia; Chiroptera; Phyllostomidae
Gene: ST3GAL4
Product: ST3 beta-galactoside alpha-2,3-sialyltransferase 4
Exons: 10
Coding region: 60-1073 (337 amino acids)
Biological process (GO): glycolipid biosynthetic process
Molecular function (GO): sialyltransferase activity
Source: RefSeq, a predicted model, not a curated record
UGGCCCGAGGCAGCCGGGAUGCCAGCUCUCCCCAGGAACCCUGCUUCCUGCUGAGAAACAUGGUCAACAAGUCCUCUCCUCUGUGCGUGUGCCCUGCAGGCUGGAAGCUGCUGGCCAUGUUGGCGCUGGCCCUGGUCAUCACGGUGUGGUACUCCAUCUCCCGAGAGGACAGUUUCUAUUUUCCCAUCCCAGACCAGGAGGAGCCCUGCCUGCAGGGGGAGGCAGAGAGGAAGGCCGCUCAGCUCUUUGGCAACUACUCUCGUGAUCAGCCCGUCUUCCUGCGGCUUAAGGAUUAUUUCUGGGUCAAGACACCCUCUGCCUACGAGCUGCCCUACGGGACCAAGGGGAGUGAGGACGUGCUCCUUCGGGUUCUGGCCAUCACCAGCUCCUCCAUUCCGGGGAGCAUCCUGCGCCUCCAGUGCCGCCGCUGCGUGGUGGUGGGCAACGGGCACCGGCUUCGCAACAGCUCGUUGGGUGAGGCCAUCGACAAGCACGACAUGGUCAUCAGGCUGAACAACGCCCCCGUGUCCGGCUACGAGGGCGAUGUAGGCUCCAAGACCACCUUGCGUCUCUUCUACCCCGAGUCUGCACACUUCAACCCCAAGGUGGAGAACAACCCUGACACACUGCUCGUCCUGGUGGCUUUCAAGGCCAUGGACUUCCACUGGAUUGAGAGCAUCCUGAGUGAUAAGAGGCGGGUGCGAAAGGGCUUCUGGAAACAGCCUCCCCUCAUCUGGGACGUCAACCCCAAGCAGAUCCGGAUUCUGAACCCCUUUUUCAUGGAGAUGGCAGCGGACAAACUGCUGAGCCUGCCCAUGCCGCAGCCACGCAAGGUUAAGCAGAAGCCCACCACAGGCCUGCUGGCCAUCACCCUGGCCCUCCACCUCUGCGAUGUGGUGCACAUCGCUGGUUUCGGGUACCCAGAUCCUUACAACAAGAAGCAGACCAUUCACUACUACGAACAGAUCACGCUCAAAUCUAUGGCGGGGUCGGGCCACAACGUCUCCCAGGAGGCCCUGGCCAUCAAACGGAUGCUGGAAAUCGGAGCAGUCAAGAACCUCACUUACUUCUGACUUGGGCGGGAGCUGUGCCCAUCUGUCUGCCCACUCUGCUGCCUGAGCAACCCGCAGCCACGGUGUUGUGGGUGCCUGGUACCCGCGGGACCAGCCCGAUCUCCCCCUCGCCUGUGUGGGGAGGGGUCCCAGGACUGGCCAGGUGUGAGGAGAGCCCCUGCCCCCGGCUGCUCUCCUGGAAGCCAGGUCUUGUCCAGGUGGAGGCCCUGGGGCGGUGGGAACCUGGCGGAGAAACGAGGGCUGUCUCCUGUCCGUCAGUUCUGGGAGAUUAUUUAACGGGCUAUUUAAUUUAGGGGAAGAAAGUGUCAUGGGCUGGUCCCAUGGCAUUUACAGUGUUUGGACCACUUUUUAUAAAAUCACAAAAGUGAAGGGCCCACUAAGGCCUAGAUCCCGAGCCGGCCUCCCAGGAGGGGGGUCGCCUGGAGCGUGUGGGUGUCCGUCGUCCAGAGAGUGGCUGCCCCUCCCAGCAGGCAUGGGAAGAGCAGUGGUAGGUGUGUCCCAUGAGGAAGGGAACCUCACCUAGAAAGAGGUACCAAACAAAUUAAACUAUUUUUCCUAAAACAGAA